AUGGCUGUCGCAGUUGCCUCAGCGCUCGAGCGGCUGCAUCUGGAGCUCCUUGACCUCGUCGUCGACGAGCUCGUCUCCGUGUCCGACAUCAGCGCCCUGCGCCUGACCUGCCGCACACUGGCCGCACGCGUCGCUCAGAGUCCGGCCCUGCGACCAUAUGUGGCCCGCAAGACUGUCGAGCUGACGGUGCGGGAUCUCGAGACACUGGUGGCCAUGACGGAGUCAGAUUGUCCAGUCGGCCACCAACUGCAGCACCUGACGCUCAAGGGCAUCGCCCGCAACAAGACGGCCGUGUACAUGAGCAAAUACAGCGACCUGCCGCCACCGAGCCAUCCGGAGGAGGACCCAGAGCAGGACCAGGACACACUGCUGCGAAAUGUGCCCGAAGAGGACUCGGACGACCACAAGCGACUGUUGACGGCUGCCCUGUCGAACAUCCGCAAAUAUGGACGGCUUGGUGGCCUGGCCUCUUUGACGCUGAUAAUCGGGCCCAGCACGAAGCCGCGGGCCAUUUAUAUUGUGCCGCGGCACAAGCGAGGAGCAGGAACGUUUCCAGAGGAAGUCGACGCCGGAAUAGGAGGUGGAGGUGGUCGUGGCAGCGAGAGCGACCCCGGCGGUGAUGGCGAUGGAGACAACGACGGCGACUAUGUGGCUCCGUACGAGCUGCCGUACCGCCCGUCAUGGCGUUCUGUCUGGGACGCCGCCGAGAGCACGUUCGGCGUGGCCAUGCAUGCUCUGACGACGGCACAACUUCCCGUGGCCGACGAGCUUGAUAUCUUCCAUAGCAUUGUCGGUGUUGCGCUGCCGUUUGACGCGUUUCUGUCCCUCACAUGCGACCCAGCCGCCGUCCCCAGGCCUAUUUUUUCAUCCCUCAAACGCCUCAAAGUUCACUUGUCUCUGCGGCACCGCUCCGCCGCCGAAGAGCGCAAUGUGACUGCCGCCGAAGUUGCCCGAGAGGAGCGUGAGGUCGCCACUGACGAGUUCAACGAGAACCUCAUUAUCUCGCAACUGCAGGCCCAAUUCGAAGCGGCGCACCGUGCACAGCUGCACGCCGAAUGGGCUGCUGCUCGCCGCGUGCUUGAGACCAUCACGGCGCCUUCCGAACUGGCGCGCGUCAUGCCGGCACUCGAAGCUGUGAGCGUGGACUGGUACCACAUAGGACGCAACAUGAUCAUACCUACAGAAAAAGAGCUGGCAUCUUCGUCAUCAUCAUCACCACUGCAAAAGUCCACAUCAUCGGCUCCCGACGGCCCAGACGACAAGAACACACGGCCAUUGCCUCGGCUACAUGCACUCAGCUUGCAUGGCAUCCGCCUCGACGGUGCAGAGUUUUUAAAGUUUAUCGACACAGCGCGGCCUGAAUACCUCUCCUUGUGCUACCCGCAAUUCAUACCAAGCUCUUUUGAGCCGGUGCUGCGCUACCUGACUGACCCUGACCUGCGCGACUCCGCCAAGUCCCAAGCCAUAAAGGACCUGGAUGCGCGGUUGGUCAACCUUCGUCCGUCGCCCGUACGCCGCUUCAAGCUCGACGACAUUAUGGACGGCUACGCCCUCGUGCACUACAAUGUGCCGGGACGGCCCAAGUUCCGCUAUCUACACAUGCCGGACCUGGGACCCUGCACUCUGGUGCGACCCGACCCCAGUCUCGACACAACUGCGCCCAUGACACAAGCGGUGGCGGCAGCAUUGCCAUCGGUGACGCCGCCCGACUCUCCGGACGCCGUAGACUUUGAUCAUCAAGAGGAAGAGGGGGCAGUCUUACAGCCGCCGCCAGCACGGCCACUGGCCGUGGCAGCGGCUACAGGCCCGACCACAGACGACCCACCUGGUGGUGUCCGAAUGGUGCGCCCGCACACGCGGCCCUUGGGCUCCGGCAGCCGCUGGCGCUGGGCGCGCCAGAAUGGCAACGUCUACGGUCCACCACGUGCCCGCUACGACCUUCAGCAGCUCAACUCGGGCAUGGUGCCGAAGCCACACUCCUUGACGCGGAUGUUCGGGGACAUCCGGGCAGCUGCCGGGAUGACGGACCGGCUGGAACGGAGGGAGGCAGCAGUGGAUAUGCAAGCUGCGGAAGUGGUAUAG
Molecule: messenger RNA, 2082 nt
Organism: Sporothrix schenckii 1099-18
Lineage: Eukaryota; Fungi; Ascomycota; Sordariomycetes; Ophiostomatales; Ophiostomataceae
Exons: 1
Coding region: 1-2082 (693 amino acids)
Source: RefSeq, a predicted model, not a curated record